Vanessa atalanta (red admiral) is the source of this 7098-nucleotide messenger RNA. RefSeq lists its product as uncharacterized. Bases 768 to 5579 code for a protein of 1603 amino acids. Lineage: Eukaryota; Metazoa; Arthropoda; Insecta; Lepidoptera; Nymphalidae. Gene Ontology annotation, cellular component: membrane. The record is from RefSeq and is a predicted model, not a curated record. The transcript has 24 exons.
CCGCGCAGCUCACUCGUGGGUUUUAACUUCGCGCUGUUAUAUUUUGUAAAUCGACUAUUCGAAACGAAUUUGGAACGUUUACGACCGGUAAUGUCGGUUUAACAGUCGUUUUUAAACGGCCAGUGCCUUAUAGACCGUCCAUAUUUCGCAUUGCGAAUCCUAAGGUGACAUUACUUCACACUGUUAAGUUGUUGUCUUAACAGUAUCUGAGGAAACGUGUGUAGCUCUUCCUGUGCUGUGGAAUUUGCAGGUUCAGUGUUCAUUAAGUGUAGUGGAAUGUGAGCUAUGGUUUAGUGCAUGUGCUUAUUUGCCUACUAAGUUUAACUGAUCACAAAACGAAAUUGUUUCGUUGAUCCGUACCUGUUCGUUGGAAUACCUAUUUUCUUAAUUCAUGUGACUCGACUCCGGAUUUGAUAUAUGGACCGACUCAACAAAACGCAGCAUGCAGAGACAGGAGAUAAAGUAAAGGGAAAGAACGCAACAUGUGACCACCGACAUAUGCACCAAAACAGACAACAUAAUCUUCAAAUUCAUGAGUCUUAUCUCAAGAUUACAUGAUUAAGAAAACUAUUUAUUCUACUUUAACUUUAAAAUAACGAAUCUAGUCGCAGUAGUUCUUUUAAAACGAAGCAAUUUACAUUAUUAAGAGCAUAAAGUAUCAAGACUUAGUACAAAGACGAGACAGUACAAAAGGCUUACGGGAAAACUAAUGUUGAUUUAAAAUUAAAUCGAUUUUAUUAGAAAGCUUCCCGUGCAAACAAGUCAAAAUGUCUACAAGUUGCGAGAAUUCAGCAAGAAUUUUGAAGAGCAGCUUUUCGUUGUCUUCACUACGAUCUGCGCCUGCGCCACCGAACGGCACCGGCGACCACCUCGAGCGGCCCUACCAUAGCCUCACUAAAAAGAGGAAAGAGCCAUGUCGGGAAGCGUGGCGACGCAGCUGGGGCUCCGCGGCGAGUGGAGGCAGCGCCGGGGAUGACCUCUGGCCCCUGCUGCAGCACCACUACGAGUACAUCAUGGACAACCAGAUCAUAGACUCUUGCAAGGAGGCAAACGGCGAGCUGUUAUCCAACAAUUCGUCAGUAUUGCAGAACGGGCCGCGACUCCUGAACCCCACCUCCGGCUUCAACAGACAGUGGUCGUUGAGCCAACUAAUAUCCGAAUUCACCGAACUCUGCCAGUGGUUGACACACGUUCAAGAAGAGAUAUAUUCUAGUCCAGAAAAUCUAUCGAGCAGGAAAUUAAGAAUGAGUCGUAUGUCGGAGUUGGUCUCGGUGGAGCCUCGACGCGCCAAGUUCAUAGAACAGGCCUCCGCCAUCCUCGAACGUAUACCGGAGGCUGCAGCUGACGUGACGUGGCGUGUCGAGCACUUAAACGUAAAGUGGGAGAGUCUACGUUUGCUGCUCAAUCCGGAGAAACAGAAUAUUGACGGAGACUGUUCCGACACCGUCGACUCGGCGCACGAGCUGCGCUGCCUGCGGCGCUGGCUGCACGGCAUGGAGGGCCGCCUGCCGCCGCCCGCGUUGGGCGCCGCGCGCGCCGCGCCCUAUCACGAGCUGCUGCGCAAGCUGCGCGAGCACCAGGUAUUGCAAAGGGACGUGGAAUGCCACGGUCGAAUUGUGAGCUCUGUGGUGCGGUUGUGCGGUGGCGGAGACGUCGCUCGAGCCCUAGAGAGACGCUGGCAUCUGCUUUACCUGCGUGCUAUAGAGUGGCAGUGCCAUCUCGAAGCCUGUCUCGCGAAGACAGAUAACCAGAAUUACGCACCAGUUGAUGUUGCGAGCGAUAGUGACGACGAGCCAGCCUUAAAGCAACCGAGACUCAGCAGACGCGGUUCGCCACGGAGACAACGCACACCGGUCAAUGCGAGGCACCGGGACAGCUCAGAGGAUAGCCGCCAAUCUGCCUCCGAGGAGGAACAAGAAUAUGCUAUAACGUACACGUGGCGUGGUUUCGGUUCGGACUGCGAGUCGGAGUUUGUCAGGGAAACGGAGAUCACGAUGGCCGACGCUCGCGUGCCGUCCGUCGAAAAUGUCGACACACGACAAACCGACCAAACAGUACCGGCGGCUUCGGACCAAAUCGACGGUAUCACUGCACGCGAAUGCCAUAUCGUAGAAGAAAUUCCAAAAGAAAUGAAAACUCCACCGACCGUAGUUAAACGAAAAAAACCCAUAGAUACCUCAAAAUUUAACCAAUCGGAUAGGAAAUCGAAAAAUUGUGCCACGUUCUACUUCAGACAUCACGAUACGGAUUCAGACAGGCAAAUGAUAGAAACCGACGAGAAAUCACAAGAAGAAUCUUCAGAGGAAGAAUGGACUUACGUCGAUGGCCCCAAAAUUGGCAACGAAGAUUCCACAGACAUAAUGACAUCCUCAGUUGAAAUUCAAUGUGAAUUACCAAUCGAUGAAAGGAAACCCCCGUCACCAAAACCUAAAUUAGAAUCGUCAACGCCUGAUCUUAUUCGUGUCGAUCAAAACUCCAGAUGUAAGGAUAUCGAAAGACUCGUGAUUCAAGCUGAGGAAUUAGUUCAGAAACAGGCACAACAGCAAUUAGCGAAAAAGAAGAAUACGAGAAAUUUAAAACCACUCACAUUCGAGGAGGAAGGAAAAUCUGUCAGUCGAGCGAAAAUGUCGAGAAUUAAGGAAUGGUUGAAUCAGAGUUCGGACGGCAAAAGUGAUAACCAGGGUACUGAAAGUUACGACGCAUCAGGCGAAUAUACGACAGAAAGUGAAGUUGACACUUCAUUAACAUCCGAGGAAAGGAAUAUCCAUUCGUCAAUGGACAUGAGCACGUCUACCUGUACCGUCACUCCGACCCAUCACGCUAAGGUUCAACUACGCAAGAAGCGCAACAGCAACAGCGCCCGGCCGUGGUCCGUGUCAUGCCUGUCGCAGCUGAACGGCGCGGGGAACUCCCUCGCCAACACGCCCACUAACGACACGAUGCACAACAUGUCGAUAUCGGAGUCGGCUCUAAACACACUAGCUUCACCGCAGAGGGUAACCCCCGGGAACUCGAGCUCCAAAUUAAGAGGAAGUUCUACUACUGUUCAGGGUCACGUUUCAAGCACAAAUACAAUGACGGAGGCGUGCACGUCAUGCGUCGAAGCUAACGACAAACAAUGUUGGUUGAGAAGAAAACGGCUGAAACUAAGACGUCAUAACAACAACACCGCUCGACGAGAACGGCUGGUCAAAUCGCUGUCGUUUUGUGGAAGAUUGAGUCCAGAGAUCGAGGAUAAGAAUGAAAGGAGCGCCGCUAGCGAUCCGGCUACUAGUAGAAAAAAUAGAUUUGACACUACCUCAACUUCAGGGAACGACAGCGACGAGCCGUUAGCUACAAUAGCGAACCUGCGCAGAAGCAUCGAAAAAACACACAUUUCAACGAAAGAACAAGAUAGUGCCAUUCCAGAACAAAACGAAGCGGAAACAAUGACCCCUAGCUUUAAAUUGGGUCCGGAAGGUGGAUCUGUAAGACCAAGGCUGACUAGAAGUAUGGAGAGAGAAAGAACAUUUUUAUCAGUGAGUUUAGGUGAUCCCAGCCAAAUGUGGGACUUGUGUGUUGAUAAAGACUCUGACAAAAGCGUUACAGCCGGUACAGAAGAACAUAGUUCGUUUUCAGAACAGGCUUGGGAUUUCUAUCAGGAAAAAUACAACUCCGAGCCGUAUUCUGAAGCACCUGAUUCAGACGCAGCUCGACGCCUUCUAGAAUUCGGAGACGAUUAUAGAGCCUUCCUAGACUCUCAGUCCGAUUGUUGCUCAAGUCUAUCUGCUCAACCCGAGAAUGAUCAAAGUCCAAGCGGAACCCGACGACGUAGACCACCCUCAGACAUGUCAAGAGAAAGAAGCCUGCCGCGUUACAAGCGACCGACACGAACUUCCCCAGUCGAAACUCCGUCCCGUAAACCCAAAAAGUCAAUGUCGAGCGCAGAACGCAAAAAGUUCCUACAGGAUAGUCUAGAAAGAUCCAGAAACAACACUAGCAUCGAGAGCAACGACGGCGUCCGACGCCGCAAGCCCUCCGAGAGCGAGAGAAAGAACAGCAAACGCUCCCCCGAAUUCGAUCUCCUGAACAUCCAAGCGCUGAGCCGCAGACGUCACAGCUCAAACCUAACGAGCGACGAGGUGAACAGCUCGCUCGAGUACACCGAAGUGAACAACCGACCGGACAUACUCGACUCGCUGAACCGGCGACGCAAGGAGAAGGACGGGGAGUCGGAGCUGCAGAAGAUCGUUCUGUCGGAGCUGCGGCGCCGCUCCACGGAGAGCGCGGACUCGGAGCGGGAGUCGUCGUCGCCGAAGCACAGCCGCCGGAACUGGGGCGACUCGGACUCGGAGUCGGAAGAGGUGAAGUCGCUGGUGCGGCGCUCGAGCUCGCAGCUGGAGGCGGCCGAGGCGCUGCUGGCGCGCCACGACUCGUCGCCGGACCUGCUGCGCGCGUUCGACUACACGGAGGUUGUAACACGUUGCCGUGAAAACAUCAAUCUUUUGGAAGUGGCCCUCACUGAUGGGACUCUGUCACCGGCCUUACAGAGAGAUGUCAAAGCUGUAUCAGCGCGAUGGUCGGCUCUCCGUGCGGCCGCAAUUCGACGUGGUAGCGCGAGACGUCUGCGUCGCGAAAUCACCGCGUUGAGAGAAACUCUCGAUGACAUCUGCGAGCCUGGGGACUGCGCUCCCCAGCCGCACACUCGGGCUCAACUGCACAGAAGGAUCGAGGAGCUUAAGGAGCGUCUUUCCCGCCUCCUAGAAUGCAAGGUGUCAAUGCUCAAGCUGACGGUGUCGGUGAGACGCGCGCUCGGCGAAAUGGAGUCGGAUGAUAGCGGUCUCACCGGAGACCUGACAGCAUUACUGGCUGCUUGGGAUGACGCUCAUCAACGCACAUCUAACGAGCUACUCUCACUGGAGAAGGCCGUGUGUGCGUGGGCGGAAUGGGAAAGCGCAUUGCGAGAAUUGCAAGGCGCUUUAAGAGGUGACCUCGCAACUCUUCAAGCGCUGCGCGAUCGCGGUGCAGCGCUGGCGGACCACGCCGAGCUGGCCGCGCACGUCAGACAGCUGGCCGUAUCGCUCCUCGAUAAGAAAAAGGGCGGCUCGACGUGCGACUCCCUGUCGGACUCGGGCAUAUCGGACGGCGACAGCGAGGGCGCGGGCGGGCGCGCGCGGCGGCUGGGCGCGCUGCGGGAGCUGGCGCGCCGCCUGCAGGCCGCGCUCGCGCCCAACUCGCCCGCGCACCGCGCCAUCGCCAAGCGUAUGGAGCAAACUGAGAACGAAGUAAAAACCUUACAAGAAUCCUGCCGCGCUUUGGUCGAACAGAGUAUCCCUGACUUGAAAAUCGACGAAGUUUCGCGCGAUCACGCUAUUGCUAUUUCGAAAAAUAAAACUGGAGCUGGUGAUCCUGAUUACAAUCCUCGAAGUGGCUGGGUUUGGCGCGUCCUUCGCUCAUCUAUCCCCAUACAGCUGUGUCUCGUAGCAUUGCUCCUGGCAGCCUGGUUGGUAGAGCGACCAAGGUGUUGCGACGCCUUGAACUCACUCGCACAAACAUUAACACCGCAACUGCGUUAUGUCCGUGGACCGCCGCCGGUCUGAAUGCACUUUUAUAAAAGCCAAUGUGUCAGAGCUGUCAGCGUGACACGUGUCAAAGUGACAUGAGUGUGGCCACGCUUAAAAGGAAAGUUAAGGAUAUUUUUUUAAAGUCCCAAUGACAAUUUACCUAGUAUUAUGCUACUGGCAUAUGUAUUUAGUCACAAUUGUGACGAGUUGCAAUUGCAAUAAUUUUUAUUUAGCUAGUUUUAGCUAAUAAACAGACUGGAAACUUGGCUUUCGUCGAUAAAUGGAAUUGUAGAUGAAAGCAAGAUGCGCCGUAAUGUCUUAACUGUGGUUCGAAAACACAAGACACGCACCCACAGCUUUAUGCAAAUGGAUUGCAUAAAAUUAAUAAAUGGAGUAAGAUAAAUGUGUUUCUAUUCAAUAAGAAUUACUCCGUUUAUUUGAAAUAAGGAAAGCCUGGUGUGGAGGGCAGAAAGAAGAUUGUUGUGUCGAUAAAUUUAGCUUAUAAGCUUGAAUUGAAUGAAUAAGCAAAGCCGUAGUAACUACAGUGUGAGUCUUAUUUUUAGGUUCUGACACCAAGAACAUCCAAUAUUAGUGUUGUACUAAUAUUAUUUUAAUAUUAUCGAUUAAUACUUUUUGUAUUAGAUUCGAUUGAGUGGUUUUUUUUUUUGUUAUUAGAAUUUGAUUAUUCGAUAACGGUUCAGGGCGUAACGAUAAGAAAGUAUUAAGUGGCUUAUGUGACAUGACAAAUAUAACAGUGUGACAAUGUUGUAUUAUGAAAAAAAAAUAAUUAAAAAAAGUAUUCUAAUUUGUGGGGGACGUGGUUUAUCGUAAGCUUCAUAAAAGAAUAAUGAAAGUAAGAGAAUAUGACAUAUUCAAACUCUAAAGAGUAACUAAAGUUAUUGUCUGCAUUUUAUUAGAACCAUACUUAACAUUAGGAACCAUAGAUUGCUCAUAGCAAGAGUUCAAAUAAAUUAAAGAAAAAGUGUUCGAAAAACAAUCAUCUGUAUCAGAUGAAGUUCAAAUUAGCUAACAUUAGUAAUAAUUUACUAACACAUACAUUUAUAAGUUUGUAUGUAAGUAUACCUAUUUUAGUACAAGUAAUGAAUAGGUUACUUAAUUUAGGUGUGUGACUUGUGCGCUGAGAGUGACAUAUUUUCAAGUACCUUUCAUAUUUUAAUCGGUUCGCAAAUCGAUUCUAUCGAUAAUUUAUCGUGGCCAUCACUAAACUGUGUGUACUAUAUUUUUAAUGAAACUAUUAUACAUUUCUUAAAAAUGGUUUCUAUACAUAUAUUAUACAAUAUGUUCAAUGAGAAAUUAUAGUAUACCCUUCGAAAAACUUGAUAAAAAAUACUACUAUUUAUAAUAUAUACAUAAAUAUAAUUACAUUAUAUGUAUAUUUUAUUCUCUAUUUGAAACUAUAUAUGAAAAUAAAUGAACUAUAAUAUUACUUUCCUAAUAUGUAUUUGUGGCCUUAUCUUAUAUAUAAUAUUUUAAGACUGAUAAGAUUAUAAAAGUAUGACAUUACUUUUUACAUGUUAUGUAUCACUACAAUGUU